AAUAAUGUCUAUGAACCCAUAAAAUUGAAAUUGUAUCCACGAAAACCCACUAAAGUCAUUCUCUUCACCAUGGCCACUUUUCUCUCUUUCUUUCUUCUCUCUGCUGUAGCACUAUCCCUCGUUCUUGUUUCGGCCACAGCAGAAUCCCUCGAACGUGAUUUCUUGAGUCAUAAAAAAGAGAAGCUAACUCAUUUUACAGUGUAUUGGCACGACAUCUUGGACGGCAAAGAUCCAACUUCGGUCUCAAUAAUGAAUCCUCCGAAAACCUACACAGGAGCAACAGGUUUUGGCCUCACUCGGAUGAUUGAUAAUCCUUUAACGAUGGCCCCGGAAUUAAGCUCCAAAAUGGUUGGAAGGGCACAAGGGUUUUAUGCAGCCGCAUCUAAAGAAGAGGUGGGAUUGUUGAUGGCUAUGAAUUUCGCUAUUUUGGAAGGGAAGUACAAUGGAAGCACAAUCACAGUGUUUGGAAGAAACUCGGUGUUUGAUAAAGUGAGGGAGAUGCCGGUGAUCGGAGGGAGUGGACUUUUCCGAUUUGCUAGAGGUUAUGUUCAGGCAAGGACACAUGUCUUUGAUAUCAAGACAGGGAACGCCGUCGUCGAGUAUAAUUGUUAUGUUUUGCAUUAUUGAUUCUUAAUUUUUAGUCUAUAUUGUGUGUUUAUUGUAUGGUUUUUCCCCUUCACAUUGUUGUGGUGGGACAGUUAUUAGGUCACUUCAAGUGAUAUAUGAUUGUAGGUUCUUGUUUUUUUUUCUGCCAACAACUCUUUAUAAAUAA
Molecule: messenger RNA, 772 nt
Organism: Brassica oleracea var. oleracea
Lineage: Eukaryota; Viridiplantae; Streptophyta; Magnoliopsida; Brassicales; Brassicaceae
Product: dirigent protein 19
Exons: 1
Coding region: 70-627 (185 amino acids)
Source: RefSeq, a predicted model, not a curated record